AUUAUUUGUAAAUGCUCGAAUUUAAGUUGCAGUGUUACUGCUCGUUGAAUUAAAGAUGUAGCUCCUUAUCUCGUACUCUUUAUUUUCCAGAAAAAUCAAAAUGAAAUUAUUCAUUGUCUUCGCUACAGCUCUUUUGUCAGUUACUGCCCUUCCAGCCCAACAACACUGGACCUCGUUCAAGACCAAACAUGGAAAAUCCUAUGAAAAUCUCGAUGAAGAAAAAGUCCGUUUCCAAAUUUUCCAAGACAACGUACAAAAAAUCAACGCACACAAUGCCCGCUAUGAAGCCGGACUUGAAACCUACACCAUGGCUGUCAACAAAUUCGCUGAUUUAACCCCCAAAGAGUUUGGAAAUAUGCUCAGACGCCAAAACGGUCCAUUUACCAGAAAGCAUUUAGCUCGCCAUGUCCAAAACCUUACUGCUCCAGACUCCAUCGACUGGAGAACGAAGAACGCUGUUUUAGAAGUCAAGGACCAAGGAAAAUGCGGAUCCUGCUGGGCUUUCAGUGCCACUGGCAGCAUAGAAGGACAAAAUGCUAUUAAAAACAACCAAAGAGUAUCUCUCAGUGAACAACAAUUGAUUGAUUGUGCUACCGAGUGGAGCAACGGUUGCCAAGGUGGUUAUACGGUAUAUGCUUUUCAAUACGUCGGCAAGAACGGUCUUGCCAGCGCAGCUGAAUACCCAUACGAAGCUAAAAACAAUAUCUGCAAAGAAAAGAGUGGUUCCGUCGUUAAAGUUAAAGAAGCCGUGGCUGUUGAUCCUAACGAAUCUGCCCUUAAAGAGGCUGUUGGUAAGUACAAAUUAGCGCUUAUACUUCAUAUUUGGUAUAUUAAUAUUCUUAUCUUGGUGAUUCUCCUUUUAUUUCCUGUAGUUCUUGGGUUUUUAGGUGCUAGUGGGAAAUGA
Molecule: messenger RNA, 904 nt
Organism: Psylliodes chrysocephalus
Lineage: Eukaryota; Metazoa; Arthropoda; Insecta; Coleoptera; Chrysomelidae
Source: the annotation of a GenBank genome assembly